UGUGUAUGUGCGCCCGCGCGUACGUGUGGACGCGCUUGUUUUUUUCCUCUUUUUUUUUUAAAUCAUCCGUUUCUUUUAUUUUUUGCUCUUUAUUUGUUGCUCGCACGUUGACACCCGCGCUAUUGCUCGUUGCUAACAUGCUAACCCGAACACGUCGGGCCCGAUUAGAUAACCUCAAUUUAAACGCCACUUUUGUGUAUGGUCCUUAACACACUGUUGUCAUUUCAAGAAUAUUAUUGGAAUUUGGAGCGAAUAGCCUUUUAAAACGAAUGUAGUUCAAUGUAAAAGCACUUACAUUUACGGAUACUUGAGGCCACACGUUGCUAAUAGGCUAAAAAUAAUCUGCAUUCUGAACAUUUGACUGGUUUGACAUUACUGACUUUGGCUAUUCGGUAUACCGCACGAGUUAAAAUAUUUCAUACUCGGUGUGUCAUUGAUAAACGACGCACAAUUGGGCUUUUAAAACAUGUUCAAAACAACAAUAGUUUCAUAGGGUGUUGAUAACCGUUUAAUUGUGCUUUGUUUUUAACAGGACUUUCUUAAAAUUGUGUCCCAAACUUCCUCUUUUUUUUUUUUUUGUUCCUUGACCCUUUUGUGACUCUUGUGCCUUUUAUCUUUUGGUGUGUUGCACAGAAGCCUCACUGUUGUCACUGGGUGACAAAUGUCAAUAGCGUUGCAGGGCCGAUUUUUAGAUCAGCGUGAUCGGGGCGGGAAUUCCCGGCCAGGAAUAAUGGAAGAUUCUCAUUUUAACUCAUCCUAUUUCUGGUCUCCCAUCCCCACUGUGCCUGGACAGCUGGAGAAUGCCGUCUUCCUGAACAAAGUGAAAGAACAGCAGGAAAAGAGCGCCUCCUUCCCGCCUUCCUCGGCGUCGCACUACCAAACGACGCUGCUCACCAUCCCCACGCCGGGAGGCAAGACAGAUGGCGGCGGGCACCCCCCCGGCACCUCCCACCUGCACCCGCCGCACAGCAGCCAGAACAUCACCGUGCUGCCAGUCCCCUCCACGGGCAUCAUGACGGCAGCGGGACUGGUCAUCACGACUCCCCAAGGAACCUUGGUGUCUCCCACGUCCUCGCAGUCCUUUGUGUCCACGCAUCCGACCACCAUGAUUGUCUCCGCCGUUCAUUCUCAAGACAAAAAAGAAGACGGUACGCCCCACGUUGUGGUAAUGCCAGCGCCGUCCAAGCGAGGCCGCAAGAAGAAGAGCAUGGUGGGAGCGGGCAACGAAACGGUCAUACUGGCUCAGCUCAGCGCUGGCGGACAGGUGACCUCUUUGCAUCACCACACGCGGGAUCCGUACGACGUGUCCAAUGAGGACGACGAGCCCGGGCUGAAGGACAGCACGAAAACCUACAGGUGCCGGAUGUGCGCGGCGACCUUCUUCAGUAAGUCUGACAUGCAGAUCCACUCCAAGUCGCACACAGAGGCCAAACCUCACAAGUGUCCGCACUGCGCCAAGUCGUUCGCCAACUCCAGCUACCUGGCGCAGCACAUCCGCAUCCACAGCGGGGCCAAGCCUUACACCUGCUCCUACUGCCAGAAAUCAUUCAGGCAGCUCAGUCACUUACAGCAGCACUCACGCAACCACACGGAGUCGAAGCCUCACAAGUGUCCCCAUUGCACCAAGUCCUUCGCCAACUCCAGCUACCUGGCCCAGCACCUCCGCAUCCACACGGGCGUGAAGCCCUACACCUGCUCCUAUUGCCAGAAAUCAUUCAGGCAGCUCAGUCACCUACAGCAGCACAACAGGAUUCAUACCGGAGAUCGGCCGUACAAGUGUACGCACGCUGGAUGUGAGAAAUCCUUCACGCAGCUCUCCAAUUUACAGUCCCAUCGACGUCAGCACAACAAAGACAAACCUUACAAGUGCUCCAACUGCAACAAAGGCUACGUGGACGCCGCCAGCCUGGAGGUGCACAUGUCCAAACACACGGUCAGGCAUGCCCGGAUCUACUCGUGCGGCCUCUGCAACCGCACGUACACCUCAGUAAGACCAAUAUGCAUUUGUGAAGAGAAUUCCCAGUGGCCUCAGUGGUGCCACACGCCUGCCAGCUACUUUACACCGUAUAGUCACAUGUCCGCUGUCUCCCCUCUACCCUCACCCCAGGAGACGUAUCUUGUGAAACACAUGGAGAAACACGGCCAAGAGCAGUUGAAUGCUUCGGACGCCGUGGCGGCGCAGCAGAGCCAAAGCCAGGCGGCCCGCGCUCAGUCCGGAGCUCGGGGCCAGGCGGAAAGCUCAGAAGGCGCGACAAGCCGAGCCGGACACGGCCAAGGCGGCUACGGCCAGCCGGACGCCAUGCCCUGUCCCUUUGACCUGCACCAGUACAAGACGGUGUCGGCAGGAGACAUCCAGUACAAACCCGUCGGCGUGUCGGACAUUCCCUCCCACAAGGACCUCUGUCUAACUGUGUCGUCUUCCAGUAUCCAAGUGGAGCACCUCAACUCGUAAAAGACGGAGGCGGGGGG
Hippocampus zosterae (dwarf seahorse) is the source of this 2469-nucleotide messenger RNA. RefSeq names its product zinc finger protein 384-like. The record is from RefSeq and is a predicted model, not a curated record. Gene Ontology annotation, biological process: regulation of transcription by RNA polymerase II. Gene Ontology annotation, molecular function: DNA-binding transcription factor activity, RNA polymerase II-specific; RNA polymerase II cis-regulatory region sequence-specific DNA binding. The coding region runs from base 662 to 2452 and encodes 596 amino acids. The transcript is spliced from 10 exons. NCBI's taxonomy places the organism in Eukaryota, Metazoa, Chordata, Actinopteri, Syngnathiformes, Syngnathidae.